Molecule: messenger RNA, 2460 nt
Organism: Anisakis simplex (herring worm)
Lineage: Eukaryota; Metazoa; Nematoda; Chromadorea; Rhabditida; Anisakidae
Source: the annotation of a GenBank genome assembly
AUGAAUUUCAAAACAGUUUACGAAGCAAUUAAAAACGGUUCGAUUAUCAAUAGGAUCGAAGAAUUCUCUUGUGAAGAGCUCAAACCGUUUCUACCCGUUUUGGCUUUUGCUGCGUUCAGUGCUCAAGAUGAAGCAUCGUCAGAUGUAUCUGACAGUUUGGAUAAACUACGUUCACGUCUGAUGGAAUUUAAGCAGUGCAAUUCACUUGUGGAACUUGUGAAUGUUGAUGUGGAUAGAAUAAUUGACGACCUGAUAAAUAAUCCAUCUGAUAUCAAUCUAAAAAUCAAUUUAAGAUGUGCCAGUCCGUAUGAUAAAGUCAAAAUGAUUGCAUACGCUUUACUAAAAAUUCCAUCUUCCACAGUGCUCUCUAACGCGAACAUCAGCGCAUCAGCAACAACAUUCGCGGAUAUGAAUUUAUUCGAUGAGCAAUGUUCAAUUGAUGAACUAAUCUGUGUUAUGUUGAUGUGUGUGCGUCGAUGUCCUGAUAAAUUCGACAUCAAUCUUAUUAUUCACGCCUUACUGCCACUUCCCAGUGCACCUGAUCUCAUUACAAAGUUGUUGUGUAAUUUGGGUGACUCAACGGAAGCAUCAGUGGAAUAUCUAAUUGCAUUACAUUAUCCUGAUUCGAGUUUAUUGUCCAAACAACGAUCUGAUAUUUUGUUCAAGUUAUUAGGUGCGUUAAUAGUGGUGGGUGGAUUGGAGUUGAGUUCUGAUGAAACGAGACAGUGGAUUUUGUUUAUUACAAGAACGGAAUGUGCUGAUGAGCGAUACGUUUGUAUGGCUCUGUCGAUCAAAUUGGAUAUCCGUUCACUGACCAAAAUAAGAUCGUUGUUCCUACGGCACGCCACCAGUGAGCGUGAGUUGAUCCAUAAAGUAUCAUUAUUGCCAGUUAUAACGAAAUUCAAUGGUUCACAUAAAGGCUUUCUAUCGGCACAUUGCAUCACACAGCUUCUCACUGCCAGAUCGUUCGCCAAACACUCAAUUCCUAUUCAUGAAUGGAUAUCGUCGCAAAUAGUUGAAUGUACGAUCCCUGUACAUCCAGCCAUAGUGGAACUGAUUACGUCCUAUGCAUCAAGUUGUUUACCGAUUGAUUCGGAUUGUAACGUCUCUGAGCCGUUAUCUCAGCAGUUUAUUCAGGAAUUAUUCUUUGGUGAUAUGAUCGAUGAGCGUAGGCUUGUGCCACGAUUGUUGACAUUGUUUUUUAUGUUGUCACUAAAAUAUCAGCUUGACAAAUUCGACUACAGUCAUCAUAAUAACGUUAGCUACCCAUACAAAGAAGAAUUCGAAUGCCGACUCCCAAUCCGAUAUAUGAUUGGUGUGAUGAAUGCACGACCGGAUGAUUUUCAUGAAUUGCGACCACAGUUAUUGAAAGUUGUUUCUCAUUUUUAUGCUUAUAUGUUACCAAACGCAAAUUCGUUCCUCUACGAUAUCAACAGUGAUUUGAGAUCCAGUUCAUUCAAGACUGAUGGUAUCGGUGAAGUGAAUGCGACCUGUGAAAUGGAAUUGGAAAUGAAAUGUCCAAUGAAAAGUUUGGCGUUAAUUGAACAAUUCGAGUGGAGUCGUUUGCAGAAACAAAUUCAUUUGCGCAAUUUUGUAUUGAAAACAAUGAAUAUGGUUGUUGAUAAACAGAAUAUGUCAGAUCCGUUCAUUAAAUCGCUCAUUUAUAUUUGGAUGCGAAUCGAGAAUAUUGAAACGGUUCAAUUCGUGGAGGAAACAGUACAAGCGUUGAGUGGUUUGAGGAUAACACAUGAGAUGUUAUGCAUGCAGCCGAUGUUGCUCUACGAGUCAAACGAUUACGUCUUUCGAAAUGCACCAUUAUUUUCGUGUUUUUUACGGAUCCUUUCCUUCUAUCAACAAGAUACACGAGCUGAACGUGAGGAGUUGGCAAAAUCGUUGUUCGGAGCACAAGAUUCAGAGUUGGUACAGAUGCUAUUGGAAGUUUGUUGCGAGUUUGGCGAUGAUAAAGUGAAGAAACUAGCAUGUGACCACAUCCAUCAAAUGUUCAUCGCUGAUACUUCCUUGUUGAAACUCGUUCAUUUUCAAGGAUAUCCAUUAUCAAUGAUCUCAAUGACAGUUCGUUUAAUACCGUCGAUGCAUGCUUGCCUUGACUUUGUUCAUGAUAUAUUGGCAUUGAGAGAUCUCACCAAACGCCUCUUCGCUACUCUCUUGAUCAUUGAGCUUGCUAAACAGGCGAGUCGCAUUUUGCCAUUUGAUGAAGCACUCGCGUAUCUGUCGCUGCUGAUACCGUCGUUGUCACAGAUAAUGGACAUAUUCCCGCAGAUUAAUGAUGACAUAAGCUUCUUGUUAUCGGAAAUAUCGAAACUGAUCAAUGACGGAAUGAAGGCAUCAUCAACUGUUGCAGUAACGAACGAUUGUCACGCACAAAAACUUUUGGAUGACAUCGCUUGUGUUAUCUCUAAACGAGGCGAUAUCAUCACUUAUAAGUGUUUGGGUUCAUGA